This is a messenger RNA of Coturnix japonica (Japanese quail), 3198 nucleotides long. Lineage: Eukaryota; Metazoa; Chordata; Aves; Galliformes; Phasianidae. The record is from RefSeq and is a predicted model, not a curated record.
CAUGGAGCCCCAUAGGACUUCUUGGAGGACCCCAAUCCUGAGCAGGAGGAAGAGGGGGGAACACAGAGGACCAGUAAUCCCAUUAGGAUCCCAUUGGGAUCCAACGUGGAAGGUUGACAUCACAACAACUUCAGUUCAGCCGACCAAUAGCGGUGCCUCAUCGGAAUGCUGCCCCAUAGAGCCCCAUAGAGCCCCAUAGGACUCCUUGGAGGACCCCCAUCCCAAGGAGGAGGAAGAGGGGGGGGGAACCCAUGGCUCGACCCACCGACAAACAGAGCCAAGAGCAGAGGAAGAAGAGGAGGAGAAGGAGGAGGAGCCCGAAGAUCCUCCGCAUCCAAUGCAGCUCUUCAUUCCCAAGGCAGCGAUGGAGACGACCCCAAAGGGGAUCCCAUAAGAGGAAACCAUCCCGUCGUCGAUCCCAGCCAUCCCAAAGGAUGUCCAGCACCGCCAGGAGGGUGAUGAGCUCCUUUAUGGACAACUUCUCUAGAGGUCUCGUGAGCGACGCGGAUCAACGUCGGAGGCAACGUCGGGGUUCCUUCAUUGGGAUAUUAGAGCUGAGGGCGGCGGUGGACGCCAUGAUGGAAGGCAGAAUGGGGUUUUCUCUGCCCUAUAGGGAUGCAUUGCUUCCUAUGGAGCCCUACAUGCUGCUGUACCGGGAUGUGAUGCAGGAGAGCUACGAGACCCUAAUGUCCAUCGCUCAAGGCUUGGUGAACCCCAAAGGGACAUCGAAAGACACCAUGGGGCUGAAGGACAACGCUAUGGGGUCAGAAGAGCCCCUCAUUCACCCACCCCAUAACCCAACACCAAACCCAACUAUAGGAUCCAACAGACGGAAAGCCAAGCGACCCGAUAAAGCCAUCCCUAUUGGGGUCACACAUCCACCCCACACCUCCCCGACCCCAAAACCCAAUAGGGCCAAGCUGCCCCAUUUACGGGCUCGUCCCUUCGGCUGCCCCGAUUGUGGCAAGUCCUUCCCAUGGCCUUCCCAUUUAGAACGACACCACAGGGUCCAUACAGGAGAACGACCCUAUAGCUGCCCCGAAUGCGGGGAAUCCUAUAGCCAAAGCUCCCACCUCCUUCAGCAUCGCCGGACCCAUAACAGCGACCGACCCUAUAAGUGCCAACGGUGCGGGAAAAGAUUCGCCAUCUCAUCCGAUCUUAUGGCUCAUAAUAGGGUCCACGAGGCCCAAAAACCCCAUAAGUGUGGGGAAUGUGGGAAGGGGUUUGUAUGGGCUUCACAUCUAGAACGGCACCGGAGGGUCCAUACGGGGGAGAAACCCUAUAAGUGCCCUGAAUGUGGGGAAUCCUUCAGCCAAGGAUCCCAUCUAUCAAAGCAUCAACGGAGCCACGCGGUCGAACGACCUCGGUACCGUCAGAACCGAAUCGGACCGAAACCAUUGAGCUGCCACGACUAUGGGAAAGCUUUACGGGUCAACCCGACCCUAUUGAAACCCCAAAGGUGCCAUAGGAAGGAAGAGAAGCAUCGUUGUGGGGUCUGUGGGAAGGGAUUCGCGUGGGCAUCCCAUCUACAACGGCACCAACGGGUCCAUACGGGGGAACGACCCUUCCAUUGCGGGUUAUGUGGGGAGAGCUUCACCCAAAAGGCCCAUCUGCUUCAACACGGGAAGAUUCACCUCUCGGAGCGGCCCUAUAAGUGUAAGGAACGGCCCUAUAAGGACAACGGGAAUGGGUUGGAAGACUCGGCUCCGUUUACGGGUCGUCGGCGUUGCCGUAUGGACCUUAAGAGCUUUAAAUGUGGGGAUUGUGGGAAGGGGUUUGUAUGGGCUUCGCAUCUGGAUCGGCACCGGAGGGUCCAUACGGGGGAGAAACCCUAUGAGUGCCCUGAAUGUGGGGAAUCCUUUAGUCAAGGGUCGCAUCUAUCGAAGCAUCAACGGCGCCAUAGCCCUAAAGAGAACAGGGUUGGAGGGGGAGAGCCCCUCAGUGAGGCCCUAUUGGGUUAUGGGGUCCAACGGAGCCUGGAUGCAGACCUAUAACCGGGUUAUAGGGUUGAGUAGAGCCUCCAUGAGGCCCCAUUGACUAUGAGGUCGAGUAAAGCCUACAAUGGGUCCCAAUGGGUUAUGGGGUUGAGUAGAGCCUGGAUGCGGCCCCACUGGGUUAUGGGGUUGAGUAGAACCUGGAUGCGGCCCUAUAACCAGGUUAUAGGGUCGAUUAGAGCCUCUAUGUGGCCCCAAUGGGUUAUGGGGUUGAGUAGAGCCUGCAUGCGGCCCUAUAACUGGGUUAUGGGGUCGAGUAGAGCCUCUAUGCGGCCCCAAUGGGUUAUGGGGUUGAGUAGAGCCUGUAAUGGGUCCCACUGGGUUAUGGGGUUGAGUAGAGCCUGGAUGCGGCCCCAAUGGGUUAUGGGGUUGAGUAGAGCCUGUAAUGGACCCCACUGGGUUGUGGGGUUGAGUAGAGCCUGCAGUGGGCCCUAUAACUGGGUUGUGGGGUUGAGUAGAGCCUGUAAUGGGCCUUAUAACUGGGUUAUGGGGUUGAGUAGAGCCUGGAUGCGGCCCUAUAACCAGGUUAUAGGGUCGAUUAGAGCCUCUUUGCGGCCCCAAUGGGUUAUGGGGUUGAGUAGAGCCUGUAAUGGGUCCCACUGGGUUGUGGGGUUGAGUAGAGCCUGUAAUGGGUCCCACUGGGUUAUGGGGUUGAGUAGAGCCUGCAUGCGGCCCUAUAACUGGGUUAUGGGGUUGAGUAGAGCCUGUAAUGGGUCCCACUGGGUUAUGGGGUUGAGUAGAGCCUGGAUGCGGCCCUAUAACUGGGUUAUGGGGUUGAGUAGAGCCUGCAAUGGGCCCCAUAACUGGGUUAUGGGGUCCAACAGACCCUUCCCAUAUUGGGUGCCCAAAACCCCAUAAGACCCCAUUGCUGGCACUGCCCCAUUGGGGACACAGACCCAUCCCAUAUUGCCCCAUAGCUGCUGGCUUUGGGGUCUCAUGGGGCCGUAUCCUUGAGCCCUAUGGCGGGCAAUGCGCGUGGACCCCCAUAGGACGAAUCCUAUAAGUCCUAUAGGGUGGGAGCUAUUGUUAUGGGGCAGAGGAUGUCCUAUAAGGCCUUUAAGGUAGGCCAAGGCCUUCAAGGUAGGCCAAGGCCUUUAAGGUAGGCCAAGGCCUUCAGGUGGCGGUAUUAAAGCAGAAAUAGGAGUGAAAUAAUUAACAAAAACAUCUUUUUUGGGGAUAAAAACGCACUUUUUGGGGUAAUGAA